AUGGCGACGCCGGAGCCGCUUGGAGUCCUGCGCGGCCACGGCGCUCCUGUCAACAGCGUGGGCUUCCUGUCGGCGUCCACCGUCGUGUCUGGCGCUGGCGAUGGAGCCGUGAAGAUUUGGGACUUGAAAACGCGCCGGGAGCUGGCGUCGAACGUCGCGGCGCACUCGAAGGCAGGCGUGCUGCACUCUGCCGCCCUGCGAGGUCUCGCGACGUCGGAGCAAAGGUUCGUCACGCAGGGUCGCGAUGGAUUCGUGAAGCUGUGGGACGCACAGUCUUUCAGCGCGGCAGCGGAGCCCGUUGCCAAGUUCUACUGCGGGUCGUACUCGUUCACCAAGUUCGCGACGCUGCGCUGGCCAGGGGACGAACGCGCAGCUGAGAGCGCAAACUUGAUCGUUUGCCCAAGCAGCGUCGACAACAAGCUCUUGGUCUACGAUAUUCGAGUCGAUGGUUCGUCGCCAGCGUCAACGCUCGUCGUGCCGGACGCUGCCAGCAAGCGAGGGAUGUGCGUGUCGCUCUCCCUUUUCAACAGUAGCGUGGAGCAUAGUGAGGAUGGCACAGGCGGCAAUGUGCAAACGUAUAUCGCCGCCGGCUUCGAAGGUGGACAACUCGCUAUCAUGGACUUGCGAUCCGGUGGCAAAGUGGCUUGUGAGACCACCGUCGCUCAGGGUACAAACGCAUUGCUUGCUUUUGAUGUCACGCGCGACGGUAGAUCGGCCAUCUGCGGGUCUUCGGGCGAAGAGCUCUACGCAGCCAACUUUGAUGUGGCAACGUACACACUUAACUCACGGUCGUUCUUCUCCUGCAGCCACGGGGGAUUCAGCAGCGUGUGUAUUCGAGCAGAUCAACGCAUCGUCGCCACCGGUGGCUGGGACCAUCGCGUGCGUCUGUUCCACUUGCGAAAGCUCAAGCCCCUCGCCGUGCUCAAAUACCACAGCGAGAGUGUCUUCGGACUGGGCUUCGGUGCUGAUAGCGCGCUGCUCACAUCUUGCUCCAAGGACCACAAGAUCGCUCUUUGGUCGCUAUACCCGCCGUCUGCAGCCGCUGCGUCAAGUGCGUUGCGGCCGUAUUGA
Phytophthora sojae is the source of this 1071-nucleotide messenger RNA. RefSeq lists its product as hypothetical. The transcript is spliced from 4 exons. The record is from RefSeq and is a predicted model, not a curated record. Lineage: Eukaryota; Oomycota; Peronosporomycetes; Peronosporales; Peronosporaceae. Gene Ontology annotation, molecular function: protein binding. The coding region runs from base 1 to 1071 and encodes 356 amino acids.